Drosophila virilis is the source of this 10344-nucleotide messenger RNA. Its product is annotated as titin homolog. Gene Ontology annotation, molecular function: histone binding; chromatin DNA binding. NCBI's taxonomy places the organism in Eukaryota, Metazoa, Arthropoda, Insecta, Diptera, Drosophilidae. Gene Ontology annotation, biological process: regulation of DNA-templated transcription. Gene Ontology annotation, cellular component: nucleus. The record is from RefSeq and is a predicted model, not a curated record.
GAAACUUAAAAAAAAAGCUAAAAAAGAAAAGAAAGCAAAAGAGCGAGAAAACGAUAAUGACAAAGAUGUAGAUAAGGAUCUGGCAAAAAAGGCAAAAAAAGCUAUGAAAAAAGCUAAAAAUAAAACCAAAAAAAAAGAACUUGAAAAACAAAAUACGAAAGAAACGCUAAGCCAAAAAGCUAAAGAAAUAAACGAGAAGAUACAAGAUAAAACUGACAAUGCCAAAGAAACAUCAACAGAUAAAUCUACGGAAAAUCUAAACGUAACCCCAAUAGACAACAAAACCCAUAUAGUAAAUGAUAUAGACGAAAGUAAAAUUGAAAGUAAGAAGCUGCAGUCCCCUAACGUCGCAAAGAACGCUGAAGUGCAGAAGAAGCAGGAAGCGAGGCCGAAAGGAAUAGAAAAAGACAUAUCUCAUGCGAUCAAGAAAACUAAUCCAAUUCUUAAAUCUACUUUUCCCAUAGCUCAAGAGGUAUCGCCAGAGCAAAUCAAACCUUGUCAUGAGAAAACAAAACAAAACACUACAAAUUUAAAGUGCUUGUCAAAUAACAACAUUGAUCCAAAACAACUUCAGGAUAAUCAACAGCAUUUGGCAAAUCAAAAUGUAAGAAUAAAGAAACGAGCAGGAAUUGAGUCAGGAAAUUCGACUGAGGUAAUACAAAAGCAAUUUGAACAAACCCAACGUGAAACAGAACUACAAGAAACACUUGAUUUAAAAGCUGUGCAAAGCACAACAAUUGAACAAAAAAAUCUUGCGGAGCAGGCGAAUCGACAGCUUUCAACUAAACAAAAUGUUGUAAUAAAGAAACUUGACUCAAAAAAAGAAGACGUUAAGAAAAGUUUAUCGGAAGUUAACAGCGCUGUUAUUCCAGUUAAAAAAGAGGCAAGUAAUAAUAUAGACAAAUUAUCCCAUGGGAACACGGAGAGCCAAGGAAUCAAUGCUAACUAUUUGAAGCCUUUGGCAAGCAAAAAUAGUGAACAAAAACUUCAACUGCAGACAGCUGAUCGUCGGGCUUCUGUAAAGAAAAAUGACAAGGAAAACGUGGAGCAGUCAAGAAAAGAAGAAGAUUCCAACCAAACAGAAAUGACCAAAAAGAAUGCGACUGGCCUGAACAGUUGUCUUAUUUCGACUGCUGAAGCGAAAGCAAAUCAACACAACAAUGAACAUAAACUUCAUCGAGUGCCAUUCGAUCGGCAAACCCUAACUAAACAAAAUGAUAGGAAAAAUGAACCCGUGGCUCAAAGAAGUUUACCAAAAACUAACUACCCUGUAAUUCCAGCUGCUCAGAAAGAUAAAUAUGAAAAGCCUGAACCAUUCAUGGAGAUAAUAGAACAACUGGAAGCUGAUGAGAAUAGCUUGCAGUUUCUAGCCCAUAAAUACAAUGAUCAGCAACAUCUUGAAGCCCAGGCUGCGCAACAACUUCUUCUGAAGCAGCAGGUAACAAGAAAGGAUGAAAAAGUAAAAGACUAUCGAACAUCUUAUGAGACCAUGAGAAAUGCACUAAGCUUUCCAAACAUUCCAUUUGAUUAUGGAGUAAAACAAGGAACACACCAAGAAUACCAACAUGUCGAUAAAACGGCGAAGCCCUUGGCAAGUAAAAACAAUGAGCAGCAGCCUUUUCAGCAGCAAGACGAUGCAAAAACCUCAAAACCUCCUUACAAAAGUCUGAUGCAGGAACCAAAGAAGGAAUAUGGAGGAAUGCAAGCAUGCAUGGAGAGCAAACUAAAUGAUUUGCCAGAUAUUAAUGAUAUAGGAUUGUCACAAAUGAAAAAACAAGUAGAAUUCCAAUUACCCGAGCGGAAAGCGGAAAAGAUAGAAAUCGAUAAUGAUAAUCUAAAGUUUCUGAUUAACAAAUACAACGUUUUUAAUAAUCCACAACAGCCAGUUGAUCGACAAACCUUGUUAAAGCCAGGUGCUAAUCCACUAGAAAAUGAAAGCAAUGACAAAACACUUGAUGGGAAUAAGCGGGAAAAUGACCAACCUCUGACAUUAGAAACAGGAAUUAAAAUAUCCAAGCCCUAUACAAAAAUUAAACAAACUCUGAAACAAGGCAACAAUCGAAAGAAUGGCGAUCCGGUAGAAAAGACAAUAGAGUUGAUUCCCAUUGAGCAAGUGCAAAGUAAGCUAGGUGGGCAAAAGGUGCCGAGACCAGAUUCCGUAGAAACUGAGAAAAACGUUCGUCAAACUAAAGUUAAACAAGUCCCAAACAUAAUGCAGUUGGACAAAGAAAAUAAUGAGAAAAGCCCCCAGCUGCCAGCUAAAGAGGAGAGAUGGUUUUCAGAGGUAAGAUUAGAAACAGAAGCAAAACAAAAUCCGGCAAAAAGGACAACUGAGAAUAACUUGGAUCGAAAAAAAGCAAAACUGUCAACUGCAAUAAAACCGGAGGAAAUUAAUAAAAGACAAAUAAAAAGGAAACUUGAGCAGCAAGGCACAAUUGUGAAAGCUCCAAUUGAAAGUUAUUCAACUCCAAGAAAGGUCGACAGAAAAGAAUCGGUUUCAAAAGAACAAGCAAGUGUUGAGGUACAACCGAUCAUUAAAAGGUUUGAAAAGAAAACAGAUAAUUCCAAAGAAAUGCAGAUGCUGUCCAAAAAAGAGAUAAAUGAUAAGACAGUGCCUAUAGAUGCGGGGCCUAAAACUGAAAGCCAAGCAAAGCCAAACGAAGCCGACAAAACUGAAUGCUAUAAAGUGUCUGACGUCAGAUUACAAAUGGAGAUACCUAUGUUGGCAGGUAGUCAAAAGGCAGAGAAAAGUCCAAUUGGCACAGAUUCAAAUCAAAUACAAUCACAACCACCGAUUGGGCAGGCAUCGGAGCUGGAUCAACUUGCUAGGAGAAUGCAAAAUAUUCCGGAAAAGAGCGAUCUGAAUAGGAAACUUGAGGAUCAAAAGCCAAUGUUGCAAAAGACGGAAUCAUUUAAGGGGAAACGGAAACGACAACAGCCAAAUGUUGAACAACAAGCAAAUAAGAGUAUCGCAAAUAUCAUGGAUGAAAAAGGCGAAAUCAAUACUGAAAAGGUUUCCGACGAAAAGAAUUUAACUGAAGCGGAGAAAAAAGAAACUGGGAAAACUGUUGGACAAAAACAAGCACAACAAACGAGUGCCAAACAUAUGCCGGAUAUCGAAGAGAUUGUGAGAAAAAUAAAUAUGAAUCAGGAAGACAGUGAAUUGGGUAGAAAACUUGAGGAUCAAAAAGCAAAGUUAAAGAAAAUCGAACCGUCAAAAGAUUCUCCGCAAAAUAAAAAAGAAUUUGAUGCAAAGGAAGAACGAAAACAGCAACUUAAAAAGAAAAUGGAAAAAUAUAUGAAAGGCCAAUGCGAAAACAAUGCGGAAGAUUUUUCCUCAGCGAAGCAGCAACUAGAAAUUGGGAAGAUAAGUGCGAAAACUAAUCUAUUAGAAACUGAGAAAUGGUUGGGAGAAAAAAAAGCACAGCAACCGAAUUUAAAACAAGCGCCAAACCUCGAAGAACUUGCAAGAAUAAGCGCGGAGCAGAUAGAGGCGAACGUCGACAAAAUUGUUCGGGAUAUGGAAAUCGAUCUAGAGAAAACCGAUACCUUAACGUAUAUCCCGCCCAUGAAAGUAAAGCCUGAUGCAAAGUUGGAACGGAAACAUAAAAUGGAAGAGAGACUCGAAAACAAUACUGAAAAGGUUUCCAACGAAAAGCAAACACUCGAUAUCAAGAAGAUAAGCACGGACAUGCAUCAUAUCCCUGAUGAAGCUAAUAAAAGCGCGGAGAAUAGACGAACUGAGAUGGGGCCAGGACAAAAACAACUGCAACAACUAAGCACUAAUGAUGCAUUGAACCUCGGAGAGAUUGAAAGGAAAAAAGAGAUGAGUCCGGAAAAUAGGGAACUGAAGAGGAAACUUGAUGAUCAAAAACCAAAUGUGCAGACAACGGAAACUUUGGAAAAUCCACCACUUAAGAAAAUAAAAUCUGAUGCAGAGAAACAAAAAAAACAAAAGCCGUCUGUUAAACAACCAAAAAUCAAAAAACAAAAAGAGAAAACAAAGUAUAAGCAAGAGAGAAGCGAAAACAAUACUGAAAAGGUUUCCGGCGAAAAGAAAGCACCUGCAGCUAAAAAGAAAACCACGGAAGCGGUAGAAAUUGAAACAGAGAAAAAUGUUAACCAUGCGUCGAGUCUCCUCGAAGCGAUUGCAAAGAAAAUUGAAAGUAAUACGGAAAAUGUAGAUAUAAAUAUAAAACUGGCGGAUCAGAGACCAAUAUUGCAAGAGAGCGAAACUUUCAGAAAAGAGGAACAGCGACAAGAAAAACUACAGCCGAAUAAAGAAGAACAGAAACAUAAUUUGGAUAACUAUAGGAAAGGCGUAUGCGAAAACAAUACGGAAGAUAUUUCGUCAACGAAGAAAGAACCUCUCACUAGGAAGAUAAGCACGGAAACUCGGCAACAAGGAGCGCAUCUCGAAGUUGCACGGAAAGAAGACAUUAUUCCGGAUAAUAAGGAAUUGAAAAGGAAACUUGAGGAUCAACAGCCACAAUUUCAAAGAACAAAAACUUUGGAAAAUCCACCACAAAAGAAAAGAAAAUCGGAUGCAAAGCAGAAACAAAAAGAACAAAAGCCUCUCGUUAAGCAUCCGGAAAUCAAAAAACAAAAGAAUAUUGAAGAUAAUGAGGAAGAGAGAUGCGAGAACAAUACUGAAAAGAAUUCCGCCGAUGAGGAACCACCUGAGGUUAAGAAGAAAGGCAUGCAAACUAAUCUUAACUCCGAUGAAGCUAGUGAAGACGCUGAAAAGCGGAGAACUGAGAAAAAGAUGGGACUAAAACAACAAAGGGUUCAAAAGGUGCCCAAUCUCGAAGAGAUUGCAAGAAAAAUGGAAAUGGAUAUAAACAAUAGUGAAUCGGAUCGAGAACUUGGGGAUCACAAACCAAAUUCACAGAAAACCGAUGUUUUAAAAGUUCCUAAGCCGAAGAAGAGGGAAUCCAAUGCGGACAAAGAAGAAAUUCGGAAAAAGUUAGAACUAAAAGAAGCACAACAACCAAAUGUUAAUCAAGUGCAAAACCUGAAAGUACUUCCAAGAAGAAUGGAAAUAAAUCAGGAAAAUGUGAAACUGACACCAAAAGUUAUACAGAAUACAAAGGUUAUUGUCAAGAAACCGUUGCUCGAUGCACAAUUGAAAUCUGAGUCAGAUUUAAAACCAACUGAAACCCAUAAAAUUGCAAUCAGUGUACCCAGCGACCCAAAGCUUGUCGCUCCCAACCCGACAAACCAUCAGGAAAAUGAGGCGCCACCCAACAUACCAUUUAUAAAGAAACUAGAAAGUAAUGUGGGAAUAGGAUUUUUCGAAACGACGGCAGCUGCGCAAAAGCGAUCCUCAGAUGGUCAGUUCAAAAUGGAAACUAACCCGAAAUCAGAUGAGGUCCAGAGAGAUGCAAUUGAUAUGCCCACAAUCCCUAGACGCAUUCUUCCAGUUGCGCAAAAGCCAAUUCUUGGGGUCAAAGAUCUUCGACCAAAGCGAGGCCCAGGUCAUGUGCCAGUUAGCAAACCUUCUUCAACGGCUAAGGAAGAGAUUGCAAGCAAGAUGCCCAGAUCCUCAAUAUCGCAAAGCCCUGAGAGCAAUAAGACUGAGGCAAACAAAACUCUAUUGGCUUCCAAGGAAGGGAUUGCAUCCAAUGUAACCAACACCCAAAAAAAUGUUCCAAUAAACCAAAAGGCUGACUUUAUGCCCGACAUCAAUGCCAAAACUGAAAGCGCACCUAAGAAAAGUCAUAAGCCAGGAAAGAAGGCAAUGAAGGAAAUCGCAUCUAAUAAAAUGCCAGGGGAGGCAUAUUCGCAAGCGGCUGGGGAAAAGGGUAUAGGCUCAGAGCCAACGGCUGGUGUUAGUGCAGGAAUCAAAAAGGAAAUCGUAUCUAUGAAAAGUCAUAAGCCAGGAAACAACGCCAAGAAGGGAAGUACAGCUGAAAAAAAUACAGAAGGAGAAUCUUCACGAGCGUCCACAAAAGUGCGUCGAAAAAGAAAGUCAGAACGUAUGAUACUCAUCAAGGACAAGGAGGGAAAUCUAGUUAAAAGAAUUUCUUUACGAUUGUUAAAGCGCAACCUGAGGAGGAGGAAAUUGAAAGCAAUGCUACUGGAAGCUGCAAGGGAACAGUUUGAAAUUAAUACGCCCGAUAUCGCAGAUAUUAAAUUAACAUCGCCCAAGAUCAUCAUCAAGUCGAAAGAAAUAAAAGCAAACCCAAACCCAAAGGCCGAACGUAGCCUAUUUACCAAGGCAAAGGAUGAAAAACCAAUGGAAAAAGUGGAUGCCAGCAGGCCUCCACAAGCAUUUUCUAAAGAGAACCAAAAAGACGUUAUCCCAUUAGCUGAAAAGAUCUCCGUCGAGCCCAAAGAGGUCGGAACACUUUCGGAGGUCUCGACCGCUGGGCGUUUCUAUGUGAAGGAGGCAAAUCAAGUUAGCAAAAUUCCUGCCAGAAGAUUUUCACUACCGUUUGAGAGUAAAAAAACGCAGGCUUACAGAAAUCCACAAGCCGCCAAAGAAGAUGGAAAUACUCAAAAGACGAUUGUGGUUCCCAAGGAAGCCGAAUCCAGACUAGGUAACGCCAAUGAGGAAAGUCUAGCUCGGACACUUUCUUCAAGGAGGACCUCGCUUGCGUUGGAGAGCAAAAGCUUGGAAGCAAACAGAGUUCUACAAGCUUUUAAGGACGACCUUGCCAAGCUGGCUGCAGAGAGGAGGAAGUUGUCCAAGAGCACAAAUUCGGAAGCUUUAGAUGAAUGGGAGCCAUACAAGGUGAAGGACAUGAAUGCUAUCUUCAGAGCGCGCAUUGUGCGUAAGGGACUGUUGCAUGGUAGAACCCUGAAGCUGCCCACACGCCGUGAAGCGGCACAUAUGCAGCCCCAUCUAGUGGAUGAGGACGAGAUGGAUUUGGAAGAAAUUGGCGUGCCAGAUAGUUAUGAAAUAUACUGGCCCAGCAAUUGGCAUGAGCUCGAGGCCAACACUUUGGCGCAUCCCGAUGAGGUGGUCGAAAUGUCGACGUUACUCUCAUUGGAUUUGCCGAAAAUUACAUACUCGCCGUCGCUGUCGCUGGCUGAAAAGCCAACGGAUCCACAUCGACUGAGUGACUUGCAGCUGGAGGCCAUGAUUUAUGCUUGCCAGGCCCAUGAGCAGAUACUGCCAAGCGGCCAGCGUGCUGGCUUCCUUUUGGGCGAUGGAGCGGGCGUGGGCAAAGGACGCACACUGGCGGCCAUCAUCUAUGAGAACUUUCAGCAGGGACGAAAUCGUGCCCUCUGGAUAUCCGUGUCGGAACAUCUACGAUUUGAGGUGGAGCGUGAGCUGAACUAUAUUGGCGUUAGUGAACAGAUCAAAGUGGAGCCCAUUGGAAAAUUCAAAUACAACCCGAUAGCCUCGGAUGAGAUGGAUAAUGAGUCCUUUACGAAGGGCAUCAUCUGCGCAACCUACACAGAGCUGACAGGCGAAACAUCAAAUCCGACAGCCAAAUACGAGACCCACGUGAGCCAGCUGGCUCAGUGGCUAGGCAAGAAUGGCAUUGUUGUAUUGGAUGAAUGCCACAAGGCGAAUAGGAUGAGUCUAAGCAACACCGAAAGGUUCAUCAAGAUGUGCAGUUCGGUGCUGAAGCUGCAACAGCUGCUACCCAUGGCACGGAUUGUCUAUGCCUCGGCCACGGGCGCCGCCGAGCCGCGCAAUAUGGUCUACAUGACGCGGCUGGGCCUGUGGGGCAUGGGCUCCCCAUAUGCGGAAUUCCUUGAGUUCGUCAAUGCCGUGGAAAAGCGGGGCAGUGGCGCCAUGGAGAUCGUCGCCGUUGACAUGAAGCUGCGCGGCAUGUAUGUGUCGCGCCAGCUGAGCUUGCAUAAUGUCAAAUAUCGCAUUGAGCAGGUGCCUUUGUCGCGAGAGUUUCGCAAGUUCUACAAUUAUUCAGCGGAGCUUUGGGCCAAGAUUAAUGAGCAGCUAAUCAAGGCCUUUCGACGCAUUCGCAUUGAGCCGCGUAUCCAGGAUCGGAUCAAUCGGCAGUUCUGGUCCGCGCAUCAGCGCUAUUUUAAGAACCUGUGUAUGGCCGCCAAGCUGAAGCAUGUGGUGAAGAUGGCCAACGACGCUAGACUCAGAGAGCGGGCAGUGGUCAUUGGGGUGCAGUCGACCAGCGAGUGCCGCGCCCUGCACUAUCUGGAAUAUGACCGAACUGAGCUGACGGGCUUUGUGUCUACUGCCAAGGCGAUCAUACAAACGUUUAUUGAAAAAUAUUUUCCAGCACCCAGCGUCGAAUGCUUCGAGAGGCUGCUGAGGAGCGGUGCCUUUGACCCGGAGAAGCGCACAAAUCCCACGGGCGGCCAGAAGCGUCCACGCAUGACAGCCGACUGGUCCAGCACAACUUCUGACGAUACUGAAACCAGUUCCUCAGAGGAGGAUGAAGACGAUUGCAAUGAUGCUGAAAACAAGCCCCGCCGCUCAAUAACCUCCAAGGCGGAAAAAACAAUGCACCAGCGCAUCCUGAAGCAUUUAUGCAACAACAUGAAAGCGGAGCCGGAAGAAGAGGGCUUCGAGUAUAGCUUUGAUGGCAUCGAUCCCCAAGCAGAUCAAAUCACAGAGAGCGAGGUGAAGCGCUGCAUCAGCGCACGGGAUAAGUUUCUCUUAAAGAUACAGCAGCUGAGUCGUCGAAUGCCGCCAAAUACUGUGGAUAAGAUCAUUGCGGAUCUGGGCGGCCCCAGCGAGGUGGCCGAGCUGACAAAACGUCGCGGUCGGGUGGUCAAAACAGGCGAUCUCUUUUACAAGUACGAGCUGCGCGGCGAUACGGAAGCAAAUAUGGAUAUGCUCAACUAUGCCGAAAGGCAGGCAUUUAUGGAUGAUAGAAAGAAGGUGGCCAUCAUCUCGGAAGCAGCCUCGUCUGGCAUAUCCCUGCAUAGCGAUCAGAGUGUGGCCAAUCAACGGCAACGUGUGUACAUCAGUCUCGAGCUGCCGUGGGACGCUGAGCGUGCCAUACAACAGUUCGGUUGCACGAAACGCACUAACCAGAAAAACGAACCAGAAUACGUAAUCGUUAUUUCGGAUGUGGCCGCAGAGCUGCAUCAGGCGAACAUGGUGGCCAUGGAACUGAAGAACUUGGGCGCGAUAGACAGCAAUCCACCGGAGGGGGAUCCUUUCGGUCGGGAUCAAUCGUUGUUCAACCUCAACAACAGCAUCGGCAGUAGCGCUCUGGACAGCGUGCUGCAGCAGAUUACGGGCAAGAAGCCGCUGGAAGCAGCACUCGUUCCCGAUUUCUAUAAGGGUGACUUCAGCCUCGACUGCUCCGAGGCUCUGGCUGGAGUUGGCAUGCUCCAUGUGGGCCUCAACAGCAUUGGCCAGAGAAGCUAUGUCGUGAACAAUGGCAGCAAUCACAUACCCACAUUCCUGAAUCGAUUGCUGGGCUGCCGCCUCGAGGUGCAGACAGCUCUGUUCAAGUUUUUCCUCAGCAAGAUGUACGCUCUGAUGCUGCAGGUGAAGCGCACGCGUCACUUAAACAUGGGCAUCACUGACCUGGAUGUACAUGGAGCCGUUGUCACGGUGACCAAGCUCAUCACCUUUAGGCGCACAUAUGUCUCGGGCACUGCGAGCACGGAACUGCACACCGUUGAGGUGGAGCGUGGCCUUUCCUUUGAUGCGGCUCUGACGGAGUUCAAGAAAAAACAGCGCCAAGCCCAUGAGGGCUUCUAUAUACUGCAACAGAAGCGCAACAACAACAACUGCGCCAUUUUGUGCUUGAAUACCGAAACCGUUGAGGAGUCCACAGAAGAGCCAAGCGAUCCGUCCAAAAUCAAUCUGGUAAUCAUACGACCUAAUACAGGCGCUCAGGUGCGCACCGAGCCGCUCAGCUCCCUGCUGGGUCGCUAUGUGAAGGCCUCUCCGAAGGCGGCCCAGCCAUUCUGGGAUAUGCAGUUCAGCAAGUGCCUGCACAUCUGCUCUCACAUUUACUGGAGCUGCAAGUGCUCCUACGGCAAGCGGUGCGGUCUGGGUCUGCGCGUCCGAUCCUAUCACGUGCUGUCGGGUCUGCUGAUAUCCGUGUGGGAACGUGUCGCAAGCAUCAUCGAGAAGAACGGACGACAGAUGCAGAUGGUGCGCGUCAAAACGGAGUCCAGCAAAAGGAUUGUCGGCAUUCUGGUGCCAGAGUUUGCAUACCGUCGCAUCGUGGCCGAUUUGUCCUGUGACGCGACAGUCGAGACCAAGGAUUUCACUCGAGUCUAAUGAUCGAACAUGUGUCAUACGCAUCCGUUCAGUUUUAGUUUAGGUUUAGAGUUUUCGGGUUCCUAUGAACUCUAUAUAGAGUUUUUAGUUUGUUUAUAACUUAACCAUGAUUUGUAAUUUAUACUUAGUUCUUCAAAUAGUACUUUAGCUACUUUUAAUAAUUAUUA